This is a messenger RNA of Fusarium coffeatum, 1224 nucleotides long. RefSeq lists its product as uncharacterized. Gene Ontology annotation, biological process: protein phosphorylation. Gene Ontology annotation, molecular function: ATP binding; protein kinase activity. The transcript has 5 exons. NCBI's taxonomy places the organism in Eukaryota, Fungi, Ascomycota, Sordariomycetes, Hypocreales, Nectriaceae. The coding region runs from base 1 to 1224 and encodes 407 amino acids. The record is from RefSeq and is a predicted model, not a curated record.
AUGGCACAACCAAUUUCUCCGAGAAGGUCUCUCAUUUCAACUAGCAUCUACUCACUUGUUUCUUUCUCCAUGCAGCGACUCAGUUCAACUCGUCAUUAUCAUUCACAGAGGCCAGCACAACCAUACAAUUGUAAUGCUAAUGCCGAACCGCUAUACCGGUAUCGACCAGGCGGCUAUCAUCCUCUUGAAUUGGGCGAUACCCUGAAGAAUGGAAGGGACCAGAAGAGCGACUGCUAUGUUGCAGUAAAGAUCACGGUACCUGAGCUGGGAGAGAGCGGCGAGCUCAAGAUCUUAGAGGCACUGUCUGCUCUACCUAAACAUCAUCCCAGGUCGUCUCAUGUAAACCAACUGUUGGACCAUUUCACCCAUGUCGGACCCAAUGGUUCCCACGAUUGUCUAGUUCUGGAACUUGUAGGACCCAAUAUUGCGGAUUUUGUUGAAUUACACUGCAAAGACAACAGACUUCCAUCCAAGUUUGCCAAAGUAUUCGCGAAACAGGCGCUGCAAGGACUCAAUUUCCUCGCAAUUAACGAUAUUGGACAUGGUGAUUUGCACACUCGAAACCUUGCUUUAGUUGUGUCUGAUCUUGACUCUCUAAACGAACAAGACUUCAUUUCGAGGCUAGGGGAACCCAAGACAGGUUUAGUAACCAGAUCAGAUGGUGGGCCUUUGUCGCCCAAUGUACCAACUCAGAUUGUUCGACCUGCCUUCUUCCGCAAAAGAGAUAUCAUGCUGUCUAAUCCAUCAGUUAAGAUCAUUGACUUCGGAGAAGCCUUCUUUAGCAACAAUGCGCCAAGCACACUAAAUACCCCAUUGCCUGUACAAGCGCCAGAGAUUGUGUUUGAGGACCGGCUGGAUCGUCGAGUGGAUGUAUGGAGUGCUGGCUGUCUGAUCUUCGAACUCAUAACCGGGCAACCUCCGUUCGAUGUCGUCAUGUUAACUCCCUCUGUUCUCGUUGAGCAGAUGAUUGAGCUUGCCUCUGAUGAAUUACCGUCGAGGUGGCAGACCAAAUGGCAUAUGAUGCAACACGACGCGCUUCAAAAGGAUGAGGGCCUCACGCUUCAAAAAUGGCUACAAGAAACCUACUUUGACAAUGAUAAACAGGCAGAGUUCACGACGGAGGAAAUUGCGAGGCUAGCCGAAGCAAUUGCGGCCAUGUUAAAGCUUGAACCUUCUCUGAGAGCCACGUCAAGCGAAAUCCUCGCCCAAGAUUGGCUUCAAUAA